AUGAGGCUGAUGGUUGGCUGUGUUCUUAGUGAAGCAAUGACCGAUGACGAGAAAUAUGGUGUUGACUGCAACUUGUUGCGAGGGCUACGUCAAGGGGAUCCUCUGUCUCCUGCUCUGUUUGGUAUUUGCAUGGAAGUUUUAUCUAGAAAGCUACUUAUGCACUCACAACUCAGAAAAGAUGGAAUUGGACUUAAAAUUACCCCGUAUGCCCCUACGAUUCCUUGCUUACUAUUUGCAGAUGAUAGCUUAUUAUUCUGCAAAGCUACAUCAACAUCCUGUGCCACUCUACGAGAUAUUCUCGCAGAUUUUUCAUCCAUGUCAGGACAAUUGAUUAACUUUCAAAAAUCCUCGAUUGUUUUCUCUAAACUAGUUAGCAAUUCCAGAGAACGACAGUUGGCAAGCUUUUUCAAUAUGACACCUAAAUCUUUUCUGGGUCGUUAUUUAGGUGUCCUUUUCACCUCUACGUCCUUUACCAAACAGAAUUUUCAACAUCUAGUAGUAAAAGCAGAGCAAAAAAUGAAUAGUUGGUCCUCUAAUUUGGUUUCUAAGGCUGGAAAAAUAGUGUUAAUUCAAAGCCACUUGGAGGCUCUUCCAUCCUAUGCUAUGACCACUACUUGCCUCCCUAAAACAACUUGUAACUCUUUAGAUCAAAUAAAUCGAAACUUCUUCUGGAAACAAUCCCCAGAAAAGAAAGGUAUUCCUAUGAUAUCAUGGGAUAAGAUUUGUCAACCUAAGAACCAAGGAGGUUUAGGUUUACGUAAAACAGAAGCAGUUAACUCUGCUUUCUUGGUUAAGUUAGGCUGGAAAGUCAUUACUGAUCACAAUAAUCUAUGGGUACGGGAAAUCCAUGCCAAAUACCUACAUCUUACAGUUAAUCACUUUAUCAAUGACGACCGAUCAUGGGAUAUUCGGGCCCUCUCCCUGAUACUUCCACCAAAUGUUGUGCAAACUAUUAAAGGUAUCCCAUUACCAGCAACUGACAUACUAGAUGAACCCUGUUGGGGUUUCUCUAGUAAUGGUGAUUUCACUGUCAAAUCCGCUACAUGGAAGAUAAUCACAUCUAUUUGGAGUCUCUGGAAAACUCGUAACGCUUACGUUUUCAGACAGACCCCUGUGUCAAUAAUAGGAAUCUACACUAGAGCCUUUAGAAUAUUCACGGAAUGGGAUUUGCGCACAUGUCUAGAUUCGUUGAUUGAUCCCACCCAUCACAAGGCUAUUGUGACUCCUUCACGCACCAUACACGUAGCAUGGAUACCUCCUACUCCAGGUGUUUUUAAACUCAAUUUUGAUGAUUCAGUUCGUCACCACUCUGGAACAGCAGGGGUGGUUAUUAGGGACCACCUAGGUAAUAAUGUUAUUAGUAGAUCCUACAAUCUUGGGACUUCGUCUCCUCUCCUUGCCGAAGCUAUGGCUCUUCGUAAUGGCCUUCUACUAGCAAUUGAACAUAAUAUUCAUCAUGUGUUCACAGAAGGUGAUAAUUUAUUGAUAAUUAAUAUCUUACAAGGCCAAGUUCAAUGCCCAUGGAAGAUUCAGGUGCUAAUGAAAUAUGUCAAUCAGCUUUUACAACAUUUUGACACUUCUUACUCUCGCCACAUUUAUCGGGAAGCCAAUCGCGCAACAGACUAUGCUGCCGCAAUAGGUCACAACAUCCAGACUCAUCAAGAUAUUGACCCCUAUGUCCAUAACAAGUUUUGGGGUAACUUCUGGUACAACGUCGAGUCAAAAUCAGUUAAAGAUUAUGUAGAGUUGGAUACAAUCAGGAUACAGAUUGCUGUCUAUUACAGAUACAAGUCAGUUACAGUUAGGGUCUCCGGUCGGAUCAGUUACAGUUAG
Spinacia oleracea (spinach) is the source of this 1833-nucleotide messenger RNA. RefSeq lists its product as uncharacterized. NCBI's taxonomy places the organism in Eukaryota, Viridiplantae, Streptophyta, Magnoliopsida, Caryophyllales, Amaranthaceae. The record is from RefSeq and is a predicted model, not a curated record. The coding region runs from base 1 to 1833 and encodes 610 amino acids. Gene Ontology annotation, molecular function: nucleic acid binding; RNA-DNA hybrid ribonuclease activity. The transcript has 5 exons.